AUGACGUGGAAGGUGGGUGGGCUGCUAAAGAACAGGGUGCUGAUGCUGCUUCUCCACUCAGCCACAGGUGAUGCUAUUCAAUAUCUGUUUCAGAUGGCCAGCUCAUGGGGACCUCAUGUUGCAAAGUGUUCUCCUGCUACGUGGUCUGCCUGCCUGACAUGGUGUCAACAUGCUCUCACUCUCCAGCUGCCCACGAAUGCACCAAACCCAUCCAGACAAACCAUUACGAACACAUUCCUCAAGCAUGUACCUGAGGUGAAGAAGGAGACCCUUGUAGACUUUCUCAUCCGUUCUUUCGUUUAUGUUGACCUGUACUUUGCAUAUCUCGAAAUCAACCAGCUCAUCUGCCUUGAUGGCAUCAAUGGUGAUGAGCUGACCAUCUACCACCUUAACUUGGCUGCAAAGCCUGACCAGCCAAUGAUGAGUAUGCACAUCUCAUCCAGUCCUAGUAUCUUACAUUUCACACAGGUUUGGCCCACUCCUUUUGGCCGUGACUUUUCCAAGGAGAAAGCAUACAUCCAGAAGCUCGAUGCUUCACCCAGUGCUUUCCUCAAGCUUACCAUUGUCAGUCCAGAGGGCUGCAUCUGGAUGAUGGUCGCUGGUGGUGGUGCAUCCAUCGUGUAUGCCAUCACUGCUCACAGCUUUGCAUAUGAGCUCCCGAACUAUGGCGAAUACUCCAGCACGCGGACUGAAGAUCAGACAUAUGAAUAUGCGAAGAUGAUCAUUGACAUCAUCACCCAUGGAAGCUUCGUCCUGAUGGCAAGAUCCUCAUCAUUGACAGGUAUUAUCUGCCUGCUGAAGGAGUACAAGGCUCCACUGAUUGCCAAAGAUCUACAUCUGUCAUGGUGGUCCAAAUUACCAGGAGGGUCUCAAGGCAAUGCAUCUUCUGGGUCUAUCGAAGAGCAGACUUGCAGUCUCAAGAUGGAUUGA
Messenger RNA from Laetiporus sulphureus 93-53, 930 nucleotides. RefSeq lists its product as uncharacterized. NCBI's taxonomy places the organism in Eukaryota, Fungi, Basidiomycota, Agaricomycetes, Polyporales, Laetiporaceae. The record is from RefSeq and is a predicted model, not a curated record. The transcript is spliced from 3 exons. Bases 1 to 930 code for a protein of 309 amino acids.